Messenger RNA from Cynoglossus semilaevis (tongue sole), 3798 nucleotides. RefSeq names its product rabphilin 3A homolog (mouse), a (gene rph3aa). The transcript has 16 exons. The record is from RefSeq and is a predicted model, not a curated record. Gene Ontology annotation, cellular component: synapse; postsynaptic membrane; neuron projection. Gene Ontology annotation, biological process: exocytosis; spontaneous neurotransmitter secretion; regulation of calcium ion-dependent exocytosis. Gene Ontology annotation, molecular function: small GTPase binding. Lineage: Eukaryota; Metazoa; Chordata; Actinopteri; Pleuronectiformes; Cynoglossidae. Bases 1366 to 3060 code for a protein of 564 amino acids.
UUGUUUGACAGAAUUAGUUGAAUGUGAAAAGGCUUCAGUUUCUCUAAGGCCACGGUGCAGGGGUGAGAGUCAACGCAGCAGUCAACCAACAAUUUGUUGUUUCUUUAAGCUGUGUCUCCGAUUGAUAUUAAUAGUGAACCUAACGUCACAGUAUGUGUCAGGAUUAUUGUCAAUGUAUUUAAGAGAAACGUGUUUGUCCAGCUGCCGUCUGCAGUGCUGUCAGACCGUACAGCCUAACGCACGAGCUGCAACUCUCCUUAGAACCAAAGAGAAUUUGGCUCUAAUCUCAUUUUGAUUAUGCUGCUAAUUUAGUUAUUUCAGAUCAUAAUCCACUCACUCGCUCUUUUUGGGAAAGAAAAAUGUCUGCUUCAACUCCAGCUAAUGGAGAACCACUCUGUGUUGUGUCUUCUGUAAAUUUGGGGAAAUUUACCUGUUGUUUUUUUUAAUUAUUAUUGUUUUUUUUGGCAGCUUUAUACCUGGAAAAGUAAAUAGUUUAAAAAUAAUUUAAAUCUUUAGGGAUGUACAAUAUUAGCUUAAAGAAAAUGAUCUCAUCACAGUUGUAGUAGUGAUCCUGUUGCUCUCUCUCUCUCUUUUAAACUUUGCUCAUCAGGAAUUGACUUCCUGUCAAUAUACGAGUGUUUCCUGUAGCAUAGUAUUGUGGCUUUGUAGCCUCGUCAAGCGCAUCCCAAGAAGAAGUCAUGUUUGUGAACUCAAACAUGACUGAUGUUAACUUUUUCGCCGAUAUACCGAUAUUGUCCAAACAUUUAAUUUCCGACACCGAUAUCAACCGUUACCGAUAUAUGCAGCCGUUUUCAAAAACUCGAAACCUCUGCUGUGAAAGUCUCAGAAUCCCAGAAGCAAUUCCAGCACAUUCGACGAAACCCAGGCAUGGCAUUAUCGGAAAAACCGAUAACGAUUCUUACAGAUAUUAUAUAAAUAUGUUAAUAUCGGGCCAAUAAUAUCGGCCGGACAAUAUUAUUCGGACAUAAAUAUCUACGGUAGGUAAGUUAAGUCAUGUCAAAUCGAUUUAUUCAUACUUUGUAGAACGGAAAUAGAGAAAUGAAGUUUAAUUAAUACAAUUAAUUAUGAACCACUGAAUCAUUUGGAAAGUAACUCCAGAGAUGAGAGUGAGGGUGGAGGUAGUUAAUGGGAGACAGACAGAAGAACCGUGGGAGAGAGGGAGGCGGAGCCAACCUUGUACUACAGUGGCUGACAGUGGGGAGGAGAGCAGUUCAGAGGAUGCUGGAAGCUGAGGCCAGGCUGCUGCUGGAUUUCUGUCUGUCACACUGAAGUGCAUCUCGUGCUGAGAGAGAGAGAAAAAGAACAACAACACGUCGGUUUGAACGCCUCUGGACUAAGUAGUUGAUGAUGAACAGGUCUGCUGGAUCCAUAGGUGAAGAGCUCACAGAUGAGGAGAAGGAGAUCAUCAACAGUGUCCUGGCGCGUGCCAACAUGAUGGAGGCCACGGAGCAGGAGAGGAUUAGGCGUCUGUCUUCCCGCCUGGAUGAUAUGAAGAAGAAGGCGUGCGGCGAUGGCCAAUCACAGUGUCUGUUUUGUGGGACGGUGUUUGGACCACAGGGCGUCACAGCUGUCCUCUGUGUUCACUGCAGGAAGCACAUGUGCAGCAAAUGUGGGAUCUGGAGCAACAGCAAGAGCUCCCCCGUGUGGCUGUGCAGGAUCUGCAGUGAACACCAAGAGCUCCAUAAGCGUUCAGGAGCCUGGUUUUUCCAGGGAAGAGAGCAGCAGAGUCUCCCUCCUCUCCUCCCUCUGUCCAAACCUCAACAGUCCAGCACGGAGCGCGGUUCUGCUCCUGUGGGGGCCAGCAGCCGCCCUGAGCAACCUGCAACACUGGACCAUCCACAGGCCCCGCAGCAGCAGCAGCAGCAGACGGCCGGUUUAACAACUGACAGCUCUGAGGGACAGACGCCUCCAGCUGCAGUGAAGAAGGCGGAGGCUCAUGUGUUGGCCUCCAAACCACUUCAGUCCAAACUGCAGCACGCCACCCCCCCCUCAGAUGUGUGGAACAAGCUUCCACAGCCUGACGUCUCUGCAGCCAUCGUCCCCCCCGUCCACCCUCCUGUGACUCCCCAGAGACCGACACCAGAGCGAACAGAGGAGGAGGACAAUGAUUACGAUUCAGACGAUGCCACUACUCUUGGAUCUCUGGAGUUCAGUCUUCUUUAUGAGCAGGACAACCACACCCUGCACUGCUGCAUAAUAAAAGCCAAGGGAUUGAAGCCCAUGGACUCGAACGGACUCGCUGACCCCUACGUCAAGCUGCACCUGUUACCUGGAGCCAGUAAGUCUAACAAGCUCCGCACCAAGACGCUGAAAAACACUCUGAAUCCUGUGUGGAACGAGACGCUGGUUUACCACGGAAUCACCGAUGAUGAAAUGUCCCGCAAAACUCUACGCCUUUCAGUCAGUGACGAGGACACGUUUGGACACAACGAGUUCAUAGGAGAGACACGAGUGGCUCUGAAGAAACUGAAGUUCGACCAGAAGAGAAACUUCAAUGUCUGCCUGGAGCGGGUCAUCCCGGUGAAGAAGGCCGUGGGAGGCUCGUCCCGCGGCAUGGCUCUCUACGAGGAUGACCUAAAUGAAGGCGAGGAUUCAAAGGAAAGAGGUCGUAUCUUGAUGUCACUGACGUACAACAGUCAGCAGAGUCGUCUGAUAGUGGGCGUGGUCCGCUGCGCUCACCUGGCUCCCAUGGACUCCAACGGAUACUCGGACCCUUUUGUCAAAGUAUAUUUGAAGCCAGACAUGGGGAAGAAAGCCAAAAACAAGACACAGAUCAAGAAGAAGACCCUGAAUCCAGAGUUUAAUGAGGAGUUCAGCUAUGAAAUAAAACACACAGAACUGGCCAAGAAAACGCUCGAAAUCUCAGUGUGGGACUACGACAUGGGAAAAUCCAAUGAUUUCAUUGGAGGCUGUGAGCUGGGCAUCCAGGCCAAAGGAGAGUGUCUGAAGCACUGGUACGACUGCCUGAAGAACAAAGACAAGAAGAUAGAGUGCUGGCACGUCCUGUUGAAUGACCACACCCUCCAGAUGGAAGAUUAGAGCUGUGGAAAUAAAGUGUGUUUUUUUCUCUGUGUGAACAAGUAGACAAACAUUAUCUUCUGGCUUUUACAGUUUGUCAAAAUAUUCAAAGAUAUAUUUGUGGCAGGAGAAGGUGUUUUUGAAUUUUUCACCUAUUCCUUGUUUUUACAUUUUUCCACCCCAUCGCUUGCGCCCCCUACUGUUGAACCAACCAUCCCCGUGUUCUUAACUGCCCUACAUCCGUAAACCUUCUCUGAGAUCUUCCUCUUUUUCUCUUGCUUGGCAGCUCUGUCAUAAUCAUCAUCAUCAGUGGCGGCUGGUGAAUAAUAUUCUAGGUGGCGCUGUUCCACAGGGAGGCAAUUUGUGAUUGUGAAAUGACUCCAUUCAACUGUUUUUACUUUCUUUCCAUUUUGUGUUCCCUGGGUUUUCUUUUUCAUUUCCAUGACUAUUUUGAGUUGCAUCAUUUUACGUAUGUUACUUUGAGUUCACACUCUAUCUCUACACUAUUAUAAACUGCUGUUUACAUUGAAGCUCUUGUUAAUAAUGUCUGUAAUGUUUGCUAUAAAGUUGAGACCAGAGGGAAUUCCCGGUUUUCCAGUUCUGACCUUUUGCCCCCGAGUCGUACGAGAUCAUAUACUGUGUUAUCAACUCUUCUGUACGACCACGUUGUUCAAGUGCUUGCAUCACCAAAACAAUGCUUUCAGUAGUUAUCGUGUUAAAUAUUAAAUGAAACGCCCACUCGUGUGUUUGUGAGCAGUU